AGAAUUUUAUUUUCAACGCGAGCCAGCUGUAUAAGGAAAUAGAAAAUGGUGUAUUGACGUGGCUGUCAUAUUGCAACAGCCCACUUCAAGAACGCCAUGCAUCAUGAUUGCGGAGUAUUUGCUGCUGGGAAGUGUUCCUCUCUUGCUUGGGCUACUUGUCAGCGCAAUGUGUCUAUAUUGCCGAAAACGCCGGAAGUCCAUGUGAGUUUCUUCUGGUUUUCAAAUAGCGAAAAUGUUGGAAGUUUUGAAAGGCCGUCAGUUUCAGACGAAACAGAGCACAUUGUCCCUAACAUUGUGCUCCCACCUACAAGUCCACGAGAGAAACAAGUCAUCCACAUCCUCCGCAUCCACUUUGUUAGUCUCAACAGCUGACCAGAUCACAGCAUGUCCUGCUUCUCCUCCCGCCUGCCGAUCACCUGGCGCCACCUUCAACGACAGCGACUUCGACGACGACCAAAAUCCCAGCAACAAUGACUGUGCUCUGUAUGUCGAAUCGUAUCCUUUGUGUCGACCUGAUCCAUCGACCCAGUUCCUAAUGGACUCCUGCGGGGGGGAUUCGGUUGUAGAUGCGCCUCCGUCUUCCUUAGUGGACUGCGAUGAGGAUGGCUCUGAUGAGGACCCUUAUGACUACCCACUGUAUAACAUUCCUGGUUUCUUAAAGAAAUCAACAAACGGAGCCAGCUGCAGUAGCAGGUUAAUCCAGCCUACCUUGAAGAUGGUAGAUGUUACUGUCCAUCCCGAACCCACGCCCUGGAAGAAAGACAGAUCCGCCACAAUACACACAGAGUGUCCAAGUUCCACCAUCUCACCAAUUGGUGAUGAACUGAACGAUGAGGUCAAGGAUGAGAAUGUUUAUCAAGAACUGGGCGCUGUUGAUACAGAUUCAGAUGUAUAUGCAAACGGAACUUUGCUAUCCAAUGUCGAAAAAGCAAGAACAGGUGAAAGGUCAAAAUGGAACCAAGAAGAAAAUUACGAAGCCGCCUCGAAAUGUGUCAGCGAGUCAGACGUUGCCAACAAAGGGUCCGCCUCCCUGUACAGGACCUGAGUACGUCAACUUUAAGGGACGUAUGCGAAGCUCGAAGCCUCCUUCUGAUGACCAAUAAGAACAAAACUAUCCCCGACUAUAAAACAUUUUCUUUGUCAAGGUUAAAAAAUGUACAGAUGGUGACUGCACCAAGGUAACAGUUGUCUAAGUCUAAUGCUGCUAUUUUUAAAUAUAUACUGAGAGAAACAAAUAAAGGAUCACAGCGUUCCUUUAUUAUUUUCCACUUUACAUCACCACAGCCCUAUUCA
Molecule: messenger RNA, 1293 nt
Organism: Haliotis rubra (blacklip abalone)
Lineage: Eukaryota; Metazoa; Mollusca; Gastropoda; Lepetellida; Haliotidae
Exons: 3
Coding region: 233-1045 (270 amino acids)
Source: RefSeq, a predicted model, not a curated record